AUGUCUGACGACGAGGACUUCAUGCAGGAGUCUGAUGAGGAGCAGUACGACUUUGAGUACGAGGAAGACGACGAUGAGGACUCCGGAGAUGUCGGCAUCGAGAACAAAUACUACAAUGCGAAGCAACUUAAGCUUACCGAUCCCGAGGAUGCUAUUGCCGAAUUCUUGGGCAUACCACCGUUAGAGGAGGAAAAGGGCGAAUGGGGCUUCAAAGGCUUGAAACAAGCCAUCAAACUCGAGUUCAAGCUGGGACAGUAUGAGAAGGCGACGGAACAUUAUGCCGAGUUGUUGACCUACGUCAAGUCGGCCGUGACAAGGAAUUACUCCGAGAAGUCGAUCAAUAACAUGCUGGACUACAUUGAGAAGGGAUCAGACAGCCCCAAGGCCGUGGCGUGCGUCGAGAAGUUCUACUCGCUCACACUCGAGAGCUUCCAGAGCACAAACAACGAGAGGCUAUGGCUGAAGACGAACAUCAAGCUGGCCAAACUCCUCCUCGACCGCAAGGACUACAACACGGUCACUAAGAAGCUGAGGGACCUCCAUAAGGCUUGUCAGAAGGAAGACGGCAGUGACGAUCCCAGCAAGGGCACAUAUUCUAUGGAGAUAUACGCCCUCGAGAUCCAGAUGCACGCCGAGACCAAGAACAACAAGCAGCUGAAGAGACUCUACCAGCGCGCCCUCAAGGUCCGGUCCGCUGUACCUCACCCCAAAAUUAUGGGCAUCAUUCGCGAAUGCGGUGGCAAGAUGCACAUGAGCGAGGAGAAUUGGGCCGAAGCCCAGACGGACUUCUUCGAAUCCUUCCGCAACUACGAUGAGGCCGGCUCGCUCCAGCGAAUUCAGGUGCUCAAGUACCUACUUCUUACGACUAUGCUUGUCAAGUCUACCAUCAACCCGUUCGACUCGCAGGAGACCAAGCCGUACAAGCAGGAUCCCCGAAUCACUGCCAUGACCGACUUGGUGGACGCGUACCAGCGUGACGACGUCCACGCCUACGAAAAUGUCCUGCAGAAGAACCAAGACAUUCUCGCCGACCCAUUCAUCGCUGAGAACAUUGACGAAGUCACGCGCAACAUGAGGACGAAGGGCGUCCUGAAGCUGAUUGCACCGUACACACGAAUGAAGCUGUCAUGGAUCGCGAAGCAACUAAAGAUCUCAGAGCCCGAAGUUCAAGACAUCCUCGGUUUCCUCAUUGUUGACGGCAAGAUCCAGGGCAAGAUUGACCAGCAAGCCGGCACUCUCGAGAUUCAAUCGGACGCGGACAGCGAUCGUACCAAGGCUUUGUACGAACUGACGCAAUCUGUCUCGAAUUUGUACACUACCAUGUUCAAGGAGGGCGAAGGCUUCCGAUCUACCGAGUUCCCUACCGAUGAGCAGACCAUGGAGAUGAUGGGCGGCGGUAUGACCCCAAGAGGCGGCGGUCGUGGACAGCCGCGGGGCGUCGGACGGAAGGGUAAGGGCGUGGUGCCGUCAAUGUGGACAUGA
Molecule: messenger RNA, 1482 nt
Organism: Colletotrichum abscissum
Lineage: Eukaryota; Fungi; Ascomycota; Sordariomycetes; Glomerellales; Glomerellaceae
Product: COP9 signalosome complex subunit 2
Exons: 3
Coding region: 1-1482 (493 amino acids)
Biological process (GO): protein deneddylation
Cellular component (GO): COP9 signalosome
Source: RefSeq, a predicted model, not a curated record